This is a messenger RNA of Haplochromis burtoni (Burton's mouthbrooder), 4332 nucleotides long. It is a transcript of the gene iars2, whose product is annotated as isoleucyl-tRNA synthetase 2, mitochondrial. Gene Ontology annotation, cellular component: cytosol. Lineage: Eukaryota; Metazoa; Chordata; Actinopteri; Cichliformes; Cichlidae. The record is from RefSeq and is a predicted model, not a curated record. Gene Ontology annotation, biological process: isoleucyl-tRNA aminoacylation. Gene Ontology annotation, molecular function: ATP binding; isoleucine-tRNA ligase activity; aminoacyl-tRNA deacylase activity.
AGCUGUCCUCUCCUGUAUUUCUUCCGAAGGAAACAGAGCACGCUAAUACAGAAGGGCGGACUAAAACAACACGGAAACUUCACGCAGAAACAACAAAGCUGUCUGUUUUUGCGAGUUAGCAGCUCGGCCGCAGAGCUAUUCGUCUGUCCAUGCUGCGGCUGCUGUGCCGGAGUUCGGCGGGGAGCCAGACGCUAGUGCGAUGGGCACGGAGGUCACAGCGGGGAGGCGGUCUCCUCCUGCACGGCGCUCGGUCUUGCACCUCCAGCCGCCGCUGUCACGGUACCGGUUCGGGUGAAGUUAAUGGUCAGCCCGCAGAGAACGGCUCCGGUAACGCACUGUACCGGGAUUCAGUGCUUUUGCCCAAGACCGAGUUCCCGAUGAAACUGACCGGACAGAAGCUUCUGGACCGAGAACUCCAAAUACAACAGGAGUGUGGUUUUGCAGAUUUGUACUCAUGGCAGCGGGAGAGGAAGGCCAAGAAUAAGUUCUGCCUUCAUGAUGGACCUCCGUAUGCUAAUGGAGACCCUCAUGUUGGACACGCUCUCAAUAAGAUCCUGAAGGACAUCCGUAACCGUUUUGAGAUGCUAAGAGGGCGGCAGGUGCACUACAUCCCAGGGUGGGACUGCCACGGCCUCCCCAUUGAGCUGAAGGCUCUGGGAGACCUGGGGACGAGCGGCCUUAGUCCUCUGCAGAUCAGACAGAAAGCGCGGGAGUUUGCAGAGGGAGCAAUAGCCCGCCAGAAAGCUGCAUUCCAGCGCUGGGGGGUGAUGGCUGACUGGGAUCAGUGCUACUACACUUUUGAUGGCACCUACGAGGCUGCUCAGCUGAAAGUCUUCCAAGAGAUGCACAGUAAGGGGCUCAUUUACCAGGACUACAAGCCUGUCUUCUGGUCUCCUUCAUCCGGAACAGCUCUGGCAGAGGCGGAGCUGGAGUACAACCCCGAGCAUGUGAGCAGAGCCAUCUAUGCCACAUUCCCCCUCGUCACGCUUCCACCAAAGAUCGCUUCACAAGAAGGGAUGGAAAGUGUCUCCGUGUUGGUGUGGACCACCCAGCCUUGGACCAUUCCUGCUAACCAGGCUGUCUGCUACAUGCCAAAUGCCCAGUAUUCUGUGGUGAAGAGAGCGGACAACUCUGAGAAGUUUCUAGUAGCAACUGAGCGGACGGCCAGCAUAGCAGCACUGCUGGGCACAGACCUGCAGACUGUAGGCACCUUCACAGGCUCCCUGCUUGAAGGUGGGAUCUGCAAACAUCCCACGAUUCCUGACAAACAAGUGCCAUUGCUGCCAGCUAAUCACGUGACCAUGGUGAAGGGAACUGGAUUGGUUCACACGGCACCGGCGCAUGGGAUGGAGGACUACAGUGUGGCCUCGCAGUUUAAACUGCCUGUGGAAUGUAUGGUGGAUGAAGAUGGGACAUUCAAUGAAUUAGCUGGACCUGAACUACAGAAGCUUUCUGUAAUGACAGAAGGAAACGAUAAAGUGAUUUCAAUGCUGAAGCAGUGCAAUGCUCUGCUGAAGGAGGAGCAGUGCGUCCAUAGUUACCCGUAUGACUGGAGGACAAAGCAACCUGUAGUCAUCAGACCCAGCAAACAGUGGUUCAUCAACACAGAGUCACUCAAAGACAAAGCAAAGGAGGCCCUGCAGAAGGUGCGUGUUUUGCCCGAGUCGGCCAGGAGCAGCCUGCUCACCAUGCUGGACAGACGGACAUACUGGUGCAUCUCCAGGCAGCGCAGCUGGGGCGUCCCCAUCCCCGUCUUCUACCAUAAAGAAAGUGGAGAGGCUCUCAUCAACAAAUACACUGUGUCCCACAUCGCACAGCUCUUCAAAGAAAAGGGCAGCGACUGUUGGUGGGAGCUUCCCAUUGAGACUCUGCUGCCUCCCGAGGUGCUCAAGAAGAGUAAAGCAGGUGCAGCGAGUGAUUACGUUCGUGGAGAAGACGUUCUGGACAUUUGGUUUGACAGUGGAGCGUCGUGGGCAGCAGUGCUCGAAGCGGAGUCGGACUCUCGGGCUGACAUUUAUGUGGAGGGAAAGGACCAGAUUGGAGGCUGGUUUCAGCAGUCAUCGCUGCUCACCAGUGUGGCUGUCCGGAACAAGGCACCUUACAAGUCUCUUGUGGUCCACGGCUUUGCAGUCAGUGAGAAAGGAGAGAAGAUGUCCAAGUCGGUGGGCAACGUUGUGGAUCCUGAUGUGGUCAUUAAUGGAGGGAAGGACCCCACUGAGCCGGCCUACGGGGCAGACGUGCUCCGCUGGUGGGUGGCAGAGUCGAACGUCUUCUCUGAGGUCCAGAUUGGCCCCUCUGCGCUCAGCUCAGCCCGGGACAGUAUCAGUAAGCUGAGGAACACUCUGAAAUUCCUGCUCGGAAACCUGCAGGGCUUCGACCCGCGACUGCAGGCUGUGGAUCCCAAACAGAUGCACUACAUCGACCAGUACAUGCUGCACCUGCUGCGCGAGUACAGCAUCAAGGUUACGGACGCCUACAGUGAGUUUGACGCUGGCAGGGUCAUCCGUGUGCUGCAGGCCUUCAUAACCAGAGAACUCUCCAGCUUCUACUUCAGUAUCAUCAAGGACAGACUGUACUGCGAUGCAGAGGACUCGUUGGGUCGAAGAUCCUGCCAGACGGUUUUAGAGGAAAUUCUGGAUGGCGUGACGAGAUCCAUCGCUCCGAUCUUGCCACAUAUGGCUGAAGAGGUGUACCUGCACGCACCAGGACAUGACAAAGAGGAGACAUUAUUUAAAAGUGGCUGGAUUAAAAGCAGCUCUGUGUGGCGGCGACCAGGAUUAGAGGAGGCUGUGGAAGGAGCGUGUGCCAUCAGGGACUCCUUCCUGUCUUCCAUUCCUGGCAAAAACGCCGCCAGGUACGACCUCACUGUCGCCAUCGAGCCAGGUCUCCUGUUCGAACUCAUGGAGUCUCUCCAGGAGGAGCCCACCUCCACCACCUCCCAGCUGGCUGAGCUGAUGAUGGCAGCUCGGGUCAACCUGGCCACAAAGAUGCCUCGGGACCUGGAUCCGGAGGCUCUGCUGAACCAUGGCACCUUCCUCAUCAACCUGGAGGGUGGUGUAAUCCGCGAGGAGAGCGCCUACAGUAUCGCAGUGACGCCCACCUCUGCUGCCCGUUGCCUACGGUGUCGCCGCUACACCGCCAACUCAGCGGAUUGCCUCUGCCCGCGCUGCCAGAGCGUCGUCUCCCAGGCUCACUGAUGACCUCUGGCUCGGUUUGACGGCUGACCAGAGACCAGGUUUUGCACGCCCAUCGGAGGCUGUAAAAAGGACUAGAAACAUCUGCUGUCGUGCUGUAGUUCUCUCUCAGAGGAUGCUUAUUGGAAGAAAAACGAAGCCUCAGCUCAGCACAGGAAGGCAACAAAGCAUCUGGUCUCUGAAAUGUGUUUUAACAAAUGUAAAAAAAUGGUCUAUAGGUGGGGUUUCCAUUCAGAGAGCUUACGUGUGUCUGCGUUCUUUUAAAAAAAAUGUGCUACAGCCACAUUUGACCCCAAAGGCAAAUGUACACUCGUCACCUCUGGUUUGUAGCGUUUAUUUCUCAUUUUCUCCCCUAAUCUAAACUAUUUUUGGUAUCAGUUGGCAAGUUUUGGAGCUUUAGAGAUGUUUGUUGUCUCGUCUAUUAAUGAUAUAAUAGUAAAAAACCUCGUAAUUGUGUUAGAGACACAAGUUUGGGUUGUGUUGUUUGCCUGAGUCUCCAGUUACACCUUAAAACAAUCACUUUAUCAGCACCUACAGGCUAAUUUGUCAGAAGUGCAUUUGGAUGUAGCGCCCUCAGUUCUCCCUCCCUUGUGUAAAGCACCAAAUAAAAUGUGCCUCGGAUACGUUGACAGUUCUUGAAUGCACUUUGUCAUUUAAAAAAUUCGAAUUUAGUAGAUGGUGCUCCUGAUAUGAACGUCUUGGCCACCAUAUUUUUGAGAUUUUAAAAGAUCCUAAAAUGCACUGAAUUAAUUAUUCUAAAUUGUAAGCUUGCAAUGUUGCUGUAAGUGUUGAUGUUAUCGAGCUGCAAGCUUUUGUUGGUGAUCAUAAGGAUUGUGGAUAUUUUCUUUUUCAAACAUGUCCCUGUUUAGAUCUGUAUUCUGGGGGAGGCAGAUGUCAAAUCCAGGUGAUUAAACAGCUCUACAAACCAGAGGAGAAAUGAGUGUUUGAUUUAGUUGCUCCUUUUACUAUAUGGGAAAAUAAUGCACUACAGAGUCACUGUGACAGCAAACCGAUGCUGGUGGGUACUUCUUUGUAUAAUAGCUUGUGUUCCUUGUAAACAUAAAGAAUUCAAAGUUGUCUGACUUAUAAAUGAAAAAAUAAAGAACGGGUCUUCAGACUCAUGUUCUCCAAGCUUUAA